Molecule: messenger RNA, 487 nt
Organism: Armigeres subalbatus
Lineage: Eukaryota; Metazoa; Arthropoda; Insecta; Diptera; Culicidae
Product: calbindin-32-like
Exons: 3
Coding region: 104-487 (127 amino acids)
Biological process (GO): regulation of long-term synaptic potentiation; regulation of presynaptic cytosolic calcium ion concentration
Cellular component (GO): synapse; cytosol; dendrite
Molecular function (GO): calcium ion binding
Source: RefSeq, a predicted model, not a curated record
UGCAGGUUUCCCCCGUCCGGAAGCCCCCGCUCCUGUCACCCCUCCCGACCGCCUAAGGUAAUCGGCGGACUUCGAAGCGGUCCUCUCUCCCUCCCAUCGCACCAUGGAUCUGCAGCAGCAGAAGGUACACAUUGAAAAGGCUCAGAAUUUCAUGCGCCAGUACCGGGAUCCGGAAUCGCGGGAGCUGAAAAAACUGUCCGCCAAUCAGUUUAUGGACGUUUGGAGUCACUACGAUGGGGAUGGAAACGGCUACAUCGAAGGCACCGAGCUCGAUGGGUUCCUCAAAGAGUUCGUUUCCAGUGCAAAUGCGACCGAUCUGGGACCUGAGUCACUGACGGACGAGAUGUUGGUCGAGCUCAAAUCCGCUUCAUGGAAGCAUACGACGAUAAUCAGGACGGGAAGAUCGACAUCCGAGAGGGUGUGUUGUCGGGGUAAAGACGAUUACUUUUUAAAUUCUGAGGAAGAUGGCGUGGAUUACUCUUCAUAG